AUGGCUCAGGCUCAACACGGACACAGCGCGGCGUGCUGCAGUAUCCCUCCGAUUGUCAGCAAGGGCUACGAGGGCAAGGGCCGCUGGGAGACGAUUGCGGGCAUGAAGACUUAUGUUACUGGCCCUGCCGACGAUAGCAAGGCGCUGCUGUACAUCUACGAUAUCUUCGGCUUCUUCCCGCAGUCGAUCCAGGGCGCCGAUAUCCUGUCUACCUCUGACAAGAACCAAAAGUACCAGGUGUUCAUGCCGGACUGGUUUGAGGGCAACGCGGCAGAUAUCUCGUGGUUACCUGCGGACACCGAAGAGAAGGGAAAGGCCUUGGGCAACUUCUUCCAAACGACCGGCGCGCCUCCCACGACCGCGAAGAAGAUCCCGGGCUUCCUGAAGGAAAUCGAGAAGCUGCACGCCGGCAUCAACACCUGGGGUGUUGUCGGCUUCUGCUGGGGCGGUAAGAUCGUUAGUCUAACGAGUGGAACCGACACGCCGUUCAAGGCCGCGGCGGAAUGCCAUCCUGCUAUGGUUGAUCCCUCCGAAGCCUCGGCCAUCAAAAUUCCGCUCUGCAUGCUCGCCAGCAAGGACGAGCCCGCGUCGGACGUCGAGAAGUUCAAGCAGGGACUCAGCGGCGAGAAGCAUGUCGAGAUCUUUGGCGACCAGAUCCAUGGGUGGAUGGCGGCGCGGGCGGAUCUGGAUGAUGCGCGUGUCAAGGAGGAGUAUGAGCGUGGGUAUAGGACGCUGUUGGAGUUUUUCGCCAAGUACCUGUGA
Molecule: messenger RNA, 762 nt
Organism: Drepanopeziza brunnea f. sp. 'multigermtubi' MB_m1
Lineage: Eukaryota; Fungi; Ascomycota; Leotiomycetes; Helotiales; Drepanopezizaceae
Molecular function (GO): hydrolase activity
Source: RefSeq, a predicted model, not a curated record